AUGUUGCAGCAGAUGGCUGAGUUCGACGUGCGAGCGGCGAAGUGUACGGUAGCGGCCGACCGCCAGGCUGUUCAGCAGCAGGUUCAAGAAUUGUUUAGAAGCGAACAUCCGUGGUCAACACGCGAGGGCCCCGACAGCGUCGAUGAAGGGGAGCUGUGCACAGAGGUCAAGCUUCAGACACUUGCCCUGGAGUUUUGUGAUCCCCUGGACCGCUUCAACACCUACAUCAGGGGCACCCUGCGUGAGUCCGUGAUAGCCCAGAUCGGGAACGAGCUGGAGGUGCCCUGGCAGAUGUGUCUUGCGGCCUUCCUGCCUAUGAUCUUCUACUCUUCUGUGAACAUUCUCGGCUGCGACAAUGGGCCAUGUCUCGAAUCUGCUCGGCUGUCUGGCUAUAGUUCCGUCGCUCAGUACAUGGUAGUUCAAGCUGUUGGAUGGGCACUUUGCAUAGUGAUGGCCUUCCCGCUGACCUACCCCAUCCUUCUCCGCAUGGUCAAGCUUGUGUUAUCACACGGCGAUGGACCAGUACAUCAGGUUCUGGCAUGCACAUGCUGUCCGCUAGCGUUCGAGUACAGCUACGUAUGCGGCGGUUUAAUCUGGGCCGCCCUCGUCUCUUUAGUGGAGAGCUAUUCAGCUACUCAGCUGAUAGUUUUCCUCGUCAUCAUGGCAGUUUUGGCCGCGCAGGUCCUCUGUCUCUUCUGUGGCAAUUCACAUCACAAGCAAGCGUCCUGUCGCUGCGUGAGGCGGCAGGCCGCAGCUAGUUGA
Messenger RNA from Symbiodinium natans, 762 nucleotides. Lineage: Eukaryota; Dinophyceae; Suessiales; Symbiodiniaceae. The record is from the annotation of a GenBank genome assembly.